UCCGUCAGUCUGUUUCCUCUACAAAUGCAUUUGAAUUCAAAGCCUCGAAAAAGUGUGCGCAGUUUUAUUGUCAUAACCGGCGCACAGAACAACGCCCACGCAGCAGUUCCAGAGUUCGACGAACUGGCUGAGUCCCCUUGGUGUCCGGAGCGCUCGAUUCUUAACUUUCAUAAAGAGCACCCCUCUGAUAAUGCAUUGACUGACUCUGCGUAUAAAAUCACACCUUAUCGUUUCUCAGAGACAUAUUGCAUUUUGCAUUACAGUUUUAGCAAAGUAUAGGCUACUGUCCGGGAAAGGAGCGGGGCCCGACUCAACGUCUACAAAUUACACAGCACCGCGGAUCGGCCGGCAGACCUCGAAGAAGCCAAACUUUAACGGCGCGUUGUGAAUUAAUUGGCACACACCGGUGAAUUCUAAGAGCACAAAACUGAACAAAUGGCAGAACAGAUAUACAAGAUCACAGACCCCAAGCUGGACUUGGCUGUUGAAAACACUUCAAAGUCCAUUGACUCGAGCAGAAACGUCACAAUACAAUUAUUGAACUCCUCUUCAACCUUCAUCUUGAGAAACCCAAAAUACCAUUGUUCCAGUGGAUACAACAUCACUCCACCUCCUAGCAUUCUUCCUAAAGAGACUGCAGCGAUAAUGUCCUUCACCAAAAGGAAAGUGGUGCCCCGUGGGUGUGUUGGCGUCCUGACCUAUGAGCUGGCAAAGAGUGAAGAAGGGAGUACUGUCAGCUGUCUCGCCAUCAUGUUCAGUAAUCCAUACGACUACAACCUGUACAAUAUCUGGUGCGCUGCUGGAAUAAUUGAGCCUUGCCAGGCUUGCGAUGAAGUCUUAUUCCGUCAAAUGUAUGAUGAAAAAGGAGACAGCAGGUUCUCCCGAAUGAAGGCCUCUGACAACAUGUCCAUUUACAAUGCAAAAGAUGUCGUCAUAAAAGCAAAAAUUUCAGACAAACGUAAUGCUAUACUUAAAGUUGAAAUGCUGGACAGAAAUUCUUACUCUUAAAAGAGUCGUAGGCUGCGCUCUGAUUCCAGUUUGGCUAUCUGGCAUUUUACUAAUCUGGUGAAGCAAUUUCUGCCAUAAUUAUGUCUGGCUGUUCUAAAAUGUUGCAUUUAUGCCUUUUCUGCCAGUUUUGUGCUAAUUCUUAAUUUUAUUUUUAUUAAGCAUUGUUUUUGCAAUGGCUGUUAUGAUCCCACUUUGUAUUGCAUGAUUGCCACCAUUUUCAGUUACUUUGCUAUGGGUGAUGCUAUAUUGUUUGCAGCUCAGCGCUAUAAACUACAGUCAGUAAUAAAACAUGGUAGGCCUCUCUUUGUUUAAAUUCUUUCUUCUUAGUGGAGAGAAAGCAAAAAUAAAUUUCCACAAGGAGUUUAGUUUAAAGA
Polypterus senegalus (gray bichir) is the source of this 1382-nucleotide messenger RNA. Its product is annotated as DELTA-thalatoxin-Avl1a-like. NCBI's taxonomy places the organism in Eukaryota, Metazoa, Chordata, Cladistia, Polypteriformes, Polypteridae. Gene Ontology annotation, biological process: cytolysis in another organism; monoatomic cation transport; pore complex assembly. The record is from RefSeq and is a predicted model, not a curated record. Gene Ontology annotation, cellular component: pore complex. Bases 436 to 1008 code for a protein of 190 amino acids. The transcript is spliced from 3 exons. Gene Ontology annotation, molecular function: channel activity.